AUGCAAGACAAUGAACAUUCACAUAAUGAAAAAUCAUCUAAUCAUUAUCCUUUAGAAUAUUUAGAUCAAUUUCUACAAUUAAUAUGUGCACCAGAUUUAAUAACUAUGGGUUUAUUUCCAAAUGCAAAAGAAAUUACUGAAUCAUUUGCACAAUGUUAUAGUAUUGAUCCAUUACUUCAAUAUGAUACAUAUGCUGAUAUCACAUUUAGUAAUCGACGAAGUUUAACAACAAUUGAUCAAUGUAAAGAAUGGAAAAAUAUUAAAGGUUUACGAAUGACACGUGCUAAAAUUCAAACUGUAUCUAUACAAUGUCGAAAAGCAAUUAUUGUUAUGAUGCAUGCUCAUGUUACUAUUGAAGAUGCUAUAAAUGCUGUUGAUGCAUCAGAAGGUAUUUAUGGUGUUGUUACAUGUCCAUGUUGUAAAUGGGCACCUUAUCAAGAAGAAUGUUUUCAACAAACACCACAUGAACAAUAUAUAGACAAAAGAUUAUUAAGUGCUAAAAAUCAAAUAAAUGUAUGGUGUUUUCCACAAGGUUAUCAUUAUAAAUCAUCAAUUGAUACUAAACAAAUAUCAAAUGAGCAUAAUAUAUUUUAUAAUGGUAUUAAAGUAUUUAAUCCUACAGAUAUAAAUUCAUCAUCAGAUGAUGUUAAUACAUGGCCAUGGGGAUUAACAACAUGGUCAUCUAAAGAUAUUUUAACACUGGUAAAAUCAUGUAAUGAUAAGUCAGAUAUAUCAUCAUCUACUGAUGUAUCAAUAUUAUUUUCAUGGUUUAAAAAACCAGUGUUAAUUAUUGGAACAAUUGGAGCAAUACGACGAUGUAAACAUACAGUUUUUUAUGAAUUAAAUACAUGUUCUAUACCAACAACAGAAGAACUUGAAGAUAUUUUACGAAUAACUUCUUAUAGAUCAUCGAUAAAACAUACUUCGGAAGAAAAACAAUUUUCUACAUUAGAUGGUACAUUUCCUACAUUAUUAAAAUCUGCUGAUCGUAUAUGGACAUGUGUUGAAUAUCAACGACAUUGUCAAGCUAUUUCUGCUUUUGACUGUAAAGUAGAUUGCAAAAUUAUAAAACAACAUUUACCAACAGAAAAUAUUAAUACAACGGUAGAAUCAUUGAAGAAUAAUCGUGUUAAUAUUUUACUUGCUUUAUUAUCUUAUAAACAAAUAACUUAUCGAGCUGCACAAUUGAAUGAUCAUAAAAAAAUGAAAAUACUUGAACAAAAUCCUCAACCAAG
This is a messenger RNA of Adineta steineri, 1235 nucleotides long. NCBI's taxonomy places the organism in Eukaryota, Metazoa, Rotifera, Eurotatoria, Adinetida, Adinetidae. The record is from the annotation of a GenBank genome assembly.